This is a messenger RNA of Xyrichtys novacula (pearly razorfish), 507 nucleotides long. Lineage: Eukaryota; Metazoa; Chordata; Actinopteri; Labriformes; Labridae. The record is from the annotation of a GenBank genome assembly.
AUGGAGCCUCUAAAGUUCAUCGGACGUUGUGUUUCGUUGUUUUUCGCGGCCAUCGUCCUUGAUAUCGUCGGUCUGGUUCUCCUCUUUAUCGGAAUAUUCGCCAACCUGCGCAUCGAAGGGCGCUUCUAUGGAGACUUUCUGAUCUACACCGGCUCCCUCAUCAUCUUCUUCAGCCUCGGGCCCUGGCUCAUGUGGUAUGUUGGGAACGUACAGGUGUCUGUGGAUGACGGUUCCAACAGAAGAAGUACGAUCGUGCGUCUGGCCAGGAAGUUGUCCGAGAGGCUGAGCCAGAAGCUGAAGGGAGAGGAGCGCGUCAAGUGCGUCCGAAAGAUCGAGGAAGAGGAGGACAGCAGCAGCAGCAAGGGGGACUCAUCGCCACACAAAGCCAGCAGGGUCACCUGGGGUAGAAAUACAGCCUACCACAAUGGAGGGUUCGACGGCAGUGUGGACAACCCAGAGGAGGAUAAAAAAGUGGAGGCAGAAAAACAAGAUUUUGACCUUAUAUGA